Messenger RNA from Solanum dulcamara, 798 nucleotides. Its product is annotated as zinc finger AN1 domain-containing stress-associated protein 12. Gene Ontology annotation, cellular component: cytoplasm. The coding region runs from base 145 to 717 and encodes 190 amino acids. Lineage: Eukaryota; Viridiplantae; Streptophyta; Magnoliopsida; Solanales; Solanaceae. Gene Ontology annotation, molecular function: zinc ion binding. The record is from RefSeq and is a predicted model, not a curated record. The transcript is spliced from 2 exons.
AUUUCCUUUCACACAUGAAAUAAGGUUAUUCUAGCUUCUUCCCCAAGCCAGCACCCUAUUAACUCUUAUAUAUAGCCAUGAAAACUCCAUUCCAGGCAACUAGAAGGAAAAAAAAACUGACAAGAAAGAAGAAACAAGAAGAAGAUGGGAGGAGGAACAGAAGCUUUUCCAGAUUUAGGAAGCCAUUGCCAACUGUCUGAUUGUCAUCAGCUCGAUUUUCUCCCUUUUACCUGCCAUGCCUGUCAAAAGGUAUUUUGUGUGGAGCACAGAUCAUGCAAGUCUCACGAAUGCCCAAAAUCCGACUUAAACGGACGAAAGGUUUUGGUUUGUGAAAUUUGUUCCAUGUCCAUUGAAACUACCGGCUGUAAAAGUGUCGAAGAUAAAGAGAUAUUGCAGAAACACGAACAAUCUGGGGAUUGUGACCCUAAGAAGAAGAAGAAACCUACCUGCCCUGUGAAGAGAUGCAAGGGGAUUUUGACCUUCUCCAAUACUACCACUUGCAAGACUUGCCGGAUUCAAGUUUGCCUCAGACACAGGUUUCCGGCUGAUCACGCCUGUAACCAGAGUUGUUCAUCAUCACAGCCGUUGGUUAAGGAUCUAAAGGAAGCCAAUAACAAGUUUUUGACUGCUUUGGUUGGAAGGAGUGGGAAUGAUUGUGGAAAUAGAAGUCGCGCCUCAUCCUCACGCCCUACUAAUCCUUCUGUUAAAUCUUGUUGAUCGUUUCAGAGUACAUUACUAUGCAUUAUCUUUUGUAAUUACAUUAUUUAAGUGCUCAUUAAUUGAAAUAAUGUUGUUAUA